Notolabrus celidotus (New Zealand spotty) is the source of this 2121-nucleotide messenger RNA. RefSeq names its product tubulin alpha chain-like. The coding region runs from base 16 to 1377 and encodes 453 amino acids. Gene Ontology annotation, molecular function: GTP binding; structural constituent of cytoskeleton. Lineage: Eukaryota; Metazoa; Chordata; Actinopteri; Labriformes; Labridae. The record is from RefSeq and is a predicted model, not a curated record. Gene Ontology annotation, biological process: mitotic cell cycle; microtubule cytoskeleton organization. The transcript is spliced from 3 exons. Gene Ontology annotation, cellular component: cytoplasm; microtubule.
UCUGGAAAAUCAACAAUGAUGCUUACUUUGCAGCGUGAAUGUAUCUCCAUCCAUGUUGGCCAAGCUGGGGCACAAAUUGGCAAUGCAUGUUGGGAGCUGUAUUGCCUGGAACAUGGGAUCCAGCCGGAUGGACAGAAGCCAUCAGAAAAGACAACUGGAGGGGGAGAUGACUCUUUCAACACCUUCUUCAGUGAAACAGGGGCAGGGAAGCAUGUUCCCAGAGCCAUCUUUGUUGACCUGGAACCAACUGUAAUUGAUGAAGUGCGUACAGGAAUCUACCGGCAGCUGUUCCACCCUGAGCAGCUGAUUACAGGAAAAGAAGAUGCUGCUAACAAUUACGCCCGAGGACACUACACCAUUGGCAAGGAGAUCAUUGAUCUGGUUCUAGACAGGACUCGUAAACUGGCUGACCAGUGCACAGGCCUGCAGGGAUUUCUCAUCUUCCACUCCUUUGGUGGAGGCACAGGCUCAGGUUUCACCUCCCUGCUGAUGGAGAGACUCUCUGUCGAUUAUGGUAAAAAGUCUAAGCUUGAGUUUGCCAUCUACCCAGCCCCCCAGGUCUCCACAGCUGUGGUGGAGCCAUACAACUCCAUCCUUACCACCCACACCACCCUGGAGCACUCCGACUGUGCCUUCAUGGUGGACAAUGAGGCCAUCUACGACAUCUGCCGCAGGAACCUGGACAUUGAACGCCCAUCAUACACCAACCUGAACAGGCUCAUUGGCCAGAUUGUGUCUUCAAUCACAGCCUCCCUUCGCUUUGAUGGAGCUCUGAAUGUUGACCUGACAGAGUUCCAGACCAACUUGGUGCCAUACCCUCGUAUCCACUUCCCUCUGGCCACCUAUGCUCCUGUCAUCUCCGUUGAGAAAGCCUACCAUGAGCAGCUGUCCGUUGCUGACAUCACCAACACCUGCUUCGAGCCGGCCAAUCAGAUGGUGAAGUGUGAUCCUCGUCAUGGUAAAUACAUGGCCUGCUGUCUGCUGUAUCGUGGUGAUGUGGUGCCAAAAGAUGUCAACUCUGCCAUCGCUGCCAUCAAGACCAAGCGCAGCAUCCAGUUUGUGGACUGGUGCCCUACUGGCUUCAAGGUGGGCAUCAACUACCAGCCUCCAACUGUGGUUCCUGGAGGAGACCUGGCCAAGGUGCAGAGGGCUGUGUGCAUGCUGAGCAACACCACAGCCAUCGCUGAGGCCUGGGCCCGCCUUGACCACAAGUUUGAUCUCAUGUAUGCCAAGAGAGCCUUUGUCCACUGGUAUGUUGGGGAGGGAAUGGAGGAGGGGGAGUUUGCAGAAGCAAGGGAAGAUAUGGCUGCCUUGGAGAAGGAUUAUGAGGAGGUGGGUGCUGACAACAUAGAAGAGGAUGAUGAAGACGACUAUUGACUUCCUUAAGUCAUGCAUUUAAUCCAAAGUUUACAGAAGCUUAAUCCUUGUUCUCUCUUUUUUGGGCUCUAGAAAAUGUGUGGGAAAACCCAAAAAACUACUAUUGAAUUUUGAUACAUUCUAUCAUUUUCAACCACCCUAGGUAAACUGAUAGUACACACUACAUACUCUUUCACAAAACAAACUCAAGUUUCUGAAAAAAAAAAUUGGAUUAACUUUUACAGGAUGAUGUCAAAGUAAAGUUUAAAAACGUAUUGACUGCACUUGCUCCUAUCCUCUUACAAGCCUUCACGAAUCUUUCCUUUGUGCUGUAUCAAGCUGAGAAACUGAGGCCAAACCCUCUCUUUUGUGCACCUCCCCCCUCUGUACUAUCCCAUUUGGAAUGUAAGUUAUGAAAGGGCUCCUAUGUCAGUUUCUAUAUGCCAUUCAGCUGUGACUUAGUGAGAGCGGGAGAGAAGGAAAAAUAACUGCUUAACUCAGUGACUGUUGUUGUUUUUGUAGCUCAUACUCAGGCAGUGGCCUGCAGCAACAAUGUGAUCCCAGUUACGCACGAAUCCUACACUAGCUCUGAGAUCAAAAGGAGAUUGUUCACAAAGUUGUAACAGAAAAAUGCAGAAAAUUUGUCUUGAUAUUAUAUAAAAGAUUUGUUUUGUUUGUUCUUACUGCUCUACAUUUGCUCUGAUUACCAUUAAAGCACAUGUCUUGUAUUCUUCAUGGUGAAUAAUAAAGAACCUCACUGCCUUU